CGGAGCUCCGGUGCUGUACAGUGGGAUACUGGGUGAGGUGAGAGGAGAGAGGGGAGCUCUGCUGGGAGGUCUGAGAUGUUCUCCGCUCCGUAUGACUGAACCGAGGCCGCUGUGAGUUACCGUGCCCGCGGGUGAGAUCCUCUGCGAUGGAGACAGCUCGAUUUUUGUUUUGAACAGCUGAGCGCCGUAGGACUGAAGGGUGAAACACGUGGCACAUGAGCUCAGAGAGAGAGAGAGAGAGAGAGACAGACAGAAAAAGAGUGAGAGAGAGAGAGGCAGAGAACACUAGGUUCAGUCAGAGGAGCGGAGCGCUCUCAACAACUCAACAAACCUCACAGACUGAAGUUCACUCAGUUCACAGCUCAGACACAUAGCGCGCGCAGAGUCCGGGUCACUCCAGACUGAUUUAGUUCAGCUGUUUUAAUUCUUAUUUCACCAAAAGAAGGAAUAAACAGAGCGAGAGAGAGAGAAAGAUGAAGGGUCCAGUGAGCGCUGCUGCUCUGUCCGUUCUGGUGCUCUGCUGCUGCUGCUGCUCUCUCGCCAGAGGUGACCAUGAUGCAGGCCCAGGCACAACUUCUCUCAGUAUCAGCCCAUUGGAAACAACCUCAACUCCCCACCACUUUUCCACUGCAGAGCCCAACGUCCUUACAAACUCUACAGCUCAGCAUCUGAACAUCUCAGAAGUGGACAGCAGCACUACAGAAGAGCUUUCUGCUAAUGGCACCCUCAUCCAAAAUAACACCACAAACAGCACAGAGGCUCCAGCCUCUGCUGCUACAGCGGCUGCGACUGCAGCGGACCAACUCACAGCAGGAGACAAUACAAGUGUUCCUGGAAACCACACAGAGAGCCAGGAGGGAUCUGACCUUUCAGCAGGAGAUAACCACCCUCUUUCCACCACUACAGCACCAAUUACUACCACCCUGCCCACCACCCUACUGCCCAGAACCGAGCCUCAAACCAGCACGUCAGCUCCAACCACGAUACUUCAGACAUCCUUGGCUUCUGCCACCAGCCCCCAUAGUACCACUGUAGACAACAAAUCAGCAACCACCAACUCGGAGACAACAACUGCUCAAACCAGGCAGAACUCUUCAACAGCUCGUAAUAAAAGCACAGCAGCUCCAACCACCACAGAGGCACCGACUACAGAGGCCAGCAGGCCCCACAACAGCACUCCAGUGCAGGCUAAAGCUCGUGCAGACACGCCUUCUGAGCUUAACGUCGGAGACGAAGACUCCAGUGCUACUUGGGAUCCACUCUUGGCUGGCCUGGUGUCCGUGUUCGUGGUGACUGCUGCCAUAGUCUCACUUCUAAUAUUCCUGAAAUUCAGACACCGCAAUGAGCGCCCUGAAUUCCGCCGUCUACAAGACCUUCCCAUGGACGACAUGAUGGAGGACACUCCUCUCUCCAUGUACAGCUACUGAGUGGCUGAGAGAAACCCUUAAUGCCUUGAAUGAGACACAGGCCUCCUCUGAGCACACCAACCCUAAGCCCACAAUUCCUUUAUUUAAAAACAGAUGUUUUGUUGUUAGGGUACACUGCUGUUAAUCUGUCACUGUUUUGCAGAAGGGGAAUGCCAUGCACUCCUCUUCUCUAUGGGAAGGUUAACUCAAAAUUCCUGGGCCAAAGUUAUUUAUUAUUUCUUUCACAGAAGGAAAAUGGAGAUUGCUGCCUGAAUGAGAGAGUGGGGCUUUUUAAAAUCCCUCACAGUGAGGGUGAACCAUUGUGCUUAAACACACUCCACUUCAAGCCCUGCUUUACAACAGGGAAAGUUCACUGGCCACUGGCAAAAUCCAUUACACAAGAAACACAAAUGAUGUGAGCAGAUUUCACUCUAGAAGUUAAAUCCUGAUUUACUUUGUGAAAUAUUAAGCCUACUGUCAUUUGGUGGAAACAAAAAGCCAAGACCAAAGGAGCAAUGUGCCUUCAUCACAAAAUAUUAAAGCUCCAAGCCAGAUGGAAGUGGAUAUCAAUGUAUAAUGAUGAUUCUGUAAGGUUUAGGAUUUUUUGUGUGCGUGUUCUGUUUGCUGUAGACAUGCAUUUUUCGACAUGUCUUGUCUGAUCAGAGAUGCGGUGCGGUCUUUGAUUCAAUAUUUUUUUAUAUACAUAAACUGUGUGUAUUGCAUUAGCAUGGAAUUCACAUACAGUUUAUUCUACAGUUGAUUUAUUCAACUAAAGUGAUAUAAUUUUAACAUUUUAAAACCCAGCAACUAGAUUUGUUUGAAAUCCGAAGGAAAUUUGUUUUGCCCCCCUUAAAUUGUACUUACUGCAUCCCGGAAGCAGUCAGAGGGAGUAAUCUCAAACGCACGCCUGACUAGUCUGUACGUUCCUUAAAGAAUAUAUACAGUACUGCGCAAAAGACAUACAGUACAUAUACAGUUUAAAGACUCUUUAUUGGGACAGUGAUUAAUUAUGUGCUUGGGAAACACUAAUAUUACAUGUGCUUAUCACCACCAAGCUUAAAAUCAAUGAUUCGUUAGGUUAAAUCAUGGAAUGCAUUGAGAAAAAAUCUGGAAAUCUCUGUCUUUCUCAAAUAAUAUCAGUGCCAUUUUCCCAAUAUAUGUUAAAUAAGAACAAUUACUGGUAAUUAAAAUGGUGUCAAACAGAGAAAGAGUUACUUAAAGACUUUUCCAGAAUACUCUGUAUAAAUAAACAACUUAAUCAAACACACAGAGAAUUGGUUUCCAGAAAAUGGCUGUAGAGGCAAAACUGCCUUUGCAUUUUUUAAAGGAGUAUAAAAGCAUAUGAAUUAGCCUCACAGUGUAAAUAUUAAUAUAUUCCUUUAUUUGAAGCCAAAAGCAACAUUUAUAAUGAGCAAGGAGCUUUUGGGUGAUGUUUGUCCUCAAGUGGGAAAGUGCUAAUCAGGUACUUUUUCCAAGUGCCAUUUGAGUUUGAGUCAGCGUUGACUAGGCCCAUCACGAUAAUUGCGUUAAAAACUUAACAGCCAGUAUGGGUUGCCAAAACAAAACAUAGAUACAAACUAUUAAAUGUUGUCACAUAUUCACAUAUAAAAAAUAAAGUUCAAUAUAUCCUCCACAAAGAUAGUUAUUGUGUCGGCCUAGUGUUGACUAAUCCCCCAGCAAGUGAGAUUCCUGCACCGCUGGCUUCUGGUGCCUUGUAUAUGGUAGAGUUGUUUGCUUGCACUUUAUUGUGGGGUUUUGGGGGUGGGAUUGUGUUGCUGUGGGAAGGUUUUGGGUGUGUUAUUUGUUUGUUUUUUUUGUUCUGUAGUAUUGUCUUUGGAAUUUGUAUGAGUGAAAGCCAGUUCCUAUCUUAUCACUGAUAAAGGCUUGUAAGAGCCAUUUGUACAUCAGAUUCCCAUUCUGAUAGUAUCCACUCUUGAAAAGCAUUCAUUAGAUUAGACAGAGAGUUUUCCUACACUGCACAAAGCCUGGACCGCAUACAAGCGAAUCACUUGUUCCACGCUGCAAGUCGAUACCGAAUUCAAAGCAUCCAUCAUUUCAGUUCAUGAUUCACCACAUUGUGCGGAAUGUAGUCACAUGUCUGAGCAGCAGUCUUGAAUACGAGUCUGUGCCUGCAUGAGAACUUUAACUGGAGGCGUUCUCUCUACUUGGACUGGUGGUGUCAGUCAGGAAUGGCAGCACGCUGACCUUUACAUGUCUCACUGAACACUUCACUUCACAAGAUCACCGGAGUAUUAUUUUAUCUCUCACACUCGCUUUCUCUGUCUCGCUUUCUCUCUAUGAAGGUCAUAUUUUAGAACUGGGCUUAAUGUUGCUACUCUGCUGCGCAGUCAGAGAUGCUGAAAUGAAAGUCAAACCGGACACAAUGCUUCAGAAUGAAAAGCCAUAUAGCUAGUUGUACGUCAGUAUGUCGAGGAAAUGUACAGUUUUUGCCAUCAUGCCAUCUAUGUAAACUAAGCCCGGCUUGUUAAACACCAGCUUAUUUAGCAGGAAACAGCUGUAUGAAGGUUUCACAACAGGUUUUCUAAACUCCGUUUCAUUGAAAUCAGGAUCCUCAUACUUUUUGCUUUUUGUUGUUUGUUGUUGCUUCAAGUAAAAAUGUGCCAAAAGUGCUUAUGUAUGAUAGAAUUCUACCUUUUUCUUGAUGUUUCAGUUUUUUUUUUAUUAUUAAAAGUCUUGACAACGAAAAA
Astyanax mexicanus (Mexican tetra) is the source of this 4114-nucleotide messenger RNA. RefSeq lists its product as uncharacterized. NCBI's taxonomy places the organism in Eukaryota, Metazoa, Chordata, Actinopteri, Characiformes, Acestrorhamphidae. The record is from RefSeq and is a predicted model, not a curated record. Bases 474 to 1427 code for a protein of 317 amino acids. The transcript has 5 exons.